Messenger RNA from Lactuca sativa (garden lettuce), 1577 nucleotides. Its product is annotated as DUF21 domain-containing protein At2g14520. Gene Ontology annotation, biological process: magnesium ion homeostasis; intracellular manganese ion homeostasis. Gene Ontology annotation, cellular component: cytoplasm. The record is from RefSeq and is a predicted model, not a curated record. NCBI's taxonomy places the organism in Eukaryota, Viridiplantae, Streptophyta, Magnoliopsida, Asterales, Asteraceae.
CAUCACAAUUCCUUCCAAAGUUUUGCACUUCGAAAAAAAACAAAUCAAAACACAAAUGACAAAACCUUUGAUGAAAAAGAGUGUAAUUCCCUUUGGAAUAUGCUCAAAAUCCAAUUACUUUGUUAACAAUCUUCUAGUAGCCUUCCUUACAACCCCAAAUCUAUAUAAAAACAUACGAUGAAAGAUCAAAAAAAGGGUUAUCGAUUUCAAAACAGGAAUGAAGUACUUAUCAUGUUGCAGCCCAGACUUCUUCUUUCAUGUAGCAGUCAUCUCCAUGAUCGUCUUGUUUGCAGGCAUGAUGUCUGGACUCACACUUGGACUCAUGUCAAUGAGCCUCGUUGACCUUGAAGUUCUUGCAAAAUCAGGAAAACCCAUGGAUCGUCUUCGUGCAUCAAAGAUUUUAUCGGUUGUGAAAAGGCAUCAUUUAGUUCUUUGCACACUCUUAAUCAGCAAUGCCACGGCCAUGGAGGCACUUCCUAUAUUCUUGAACAAUUUGGUCCCUGAAUCGGUUGCUAUUAUUAUUUCCGUGACACUGAUUCUUCUGUUUGGUGAGAUAAUACCACAGUCUAUUUGCACGCGUUAUGGCCUAGCAAUCGGUGCAGCCGUGACUCCACUAGUUCGUGUUCUAGUUUGGAUAUGGUUUCCUGUUGCAUAUCCGAUAAGCAAGGUGCUAGAUUGCAUAUUGGGGAAGGGACACGUGAGUCUUUUUCGUCGAGCUGAGUUAAAGACAUUAGUUGAUUUUCAUGGUAAUAAGGCGGGGAAAGGUGGAAGUUUGUCACUUCAUGAGACAACAAUCAUUGGAGGAGCACUUGAACUUACCGCAAAAACAGCACGUGAUGCAAUGACUCCUUUGUCUCAAAUUUUUUCAGUUGAUAUCAAUGCCAAACUUGAUAGGAAUUUGAUGAAUAUGAUAAUCGAGAAGGGGUAUAGCAGAGUGCCAGUAUAUUAUGAUCAACCGGGAAACAUAAUCGGAGCCCUUUUGGUGAAGAAUCUAAUGACUAUAAAUCCAGCAGAUUGUGUACCAAUAAAAAAUAUCACUCUUCGCCUGAUUCCAAGAGUUUCAGACACAAUGCCAUUAUAUGACAUUUUAAAUGAGUUCCAAAAGGGGCUUAGUCAUAUAGCUGUAGUCAUAAAACUGCCAAGUGGAAGAAUCGAGCAACCAACCAACAAGGGCCCGAGUGAAGUGAGAGUAGAUAUUUUGAACGAAAGGUGUCAAAGCUAUGGAGGUUCAAGAAGCAGGAGAGCAUUUAACAAAUUUAAGACGAUUUCUGGUAGUGGUAAUGUGUCAAGGGCAGAAUCGUCAAAGAGCAGAAGGUGGUCGGAUAAGUUCCUUCCUGAAGUACUUAAUAUAAUGGAAAAACCAUUUUCUUCUUUUAGACAAGAAGGGGAAGUCGUAGGCAUCAUUACAAUGGAAGAUGUUAUGGAGGAGCUUCUAAAUGAUGAGAUAUUCGAUGAAACAGAUCAUCAUAAGGAGUAAUAAGAUGGAGACAAGACCAUAUAGAGGACACUUGGUGAUCUUGCAACUGUAUAAUUGUAGUUGCAAAUGAAUCUUUGAUGAAAAUAGUAUUAAAUUCGUU